AUGUUUGGUAUCCAGUCUCCUCAGACACAAGACAGUAUCUGGAAGGCCAGGGACGUGGCAGUGAAAGAAUUUACCAAAGGAAUGAAAGACGAAAAACAUGUGUUGGAACACACGACAAGAAGGCAGCAGGUGCCUUCCCAGCCAGGGCCUGCACCGCUGAAAGGGAGGAAGCUGUUAUCUGUCAGCCUCCCAGAGCUACAGCACAAGAUGAACUCACAUUGGCCAGAGGCCACAAGUAUGUCAGGGCGCACAGGCCCGAAUCAUAUGGUUUUCUUGCUUGCCUGUGUUCUAGAGACUAUGCUCUGGGAAGCAGUUCCCAGUGGAGUCAUGGACCCCAUCAGUCCAGCUGUUGAACCUAUGAUCUCUGGACAUUUCUGGAACCCACCAGGUGAUGGUCCCAGCUUUCUCCUGACCUUGGCACUGACCAAAGCACUGGUACUCGCUGUCCAGGAACCAUCUCCCAGGGAAUCUUUGCAGACCCUUCCCUCAGGCAGCCCCCCAGGCACCAUGGUGACAGUACCUCGCAGCUCUACCAGACUCUCCUCCGUGGUGACACUGAACCCCAAACCUGAUGGACACACCUCGCGGGCUGCAGCUACUGUGGAAACAACCGCAUCUCAUCCAGAAAGGCAGCCUCCUACAGACACCACAUCCACUGUUGUGACAGCUGCCAUCCCCCAUCCUGAAAGCCCUCUGCCCACAGGUUCCCCUCCAGCUGCCAUGGCAACCACAUCCUCCCACUCAGAAGGCCGCCCCCCAGGGGAUGCUGCCCCCACCAUCCUGCCAACAAAGCCAGCAGGAACCACCAACCGCCCCACAGUGUCCCCACGGGCCACCACUCGUAGGGCCCCCAGGCCCCCAGGCUCUUCCAGGAAGGGGGCUGGUGGUUCAUCUCGUCCUAUCCUACCUGUACCCAGUGGCCACUCAGCAAGGAAGGAAGGCCAGAGGGGACGAAAUCAGAGCUCAACAAACCUGGGGCAGAAGCGUCCCCUGGGGAAAAUUUUCCAAAUCUACAAGGGUAACUUUUCGGGGUCUGUGGAGCCAGACCCCUCUGCUCUUACCACCAGGACCCCAAUCUGGGGCUACUCCUCUUCACCGCAGCCCCAAACCGUAUCUCCAGCCACAGCACCCAGAAGCACCUUGUGGGUUCCUCCCACAACCCUGGUACCUGUGAAGGACAAGCCAGGCCUCAUCAGAGCCAACCAGGGGAGUGGCCCCACAUCUACCAGCCCAGCAGGGGAACUAGAUGCUGCCACAGCAGCCUCAGGUGUCCCUGCCAGUACACAGCCUGCCCCAGUGCCUUCUCAGCGCCCUCAUGGUGACGUGCACGACAGCCCUAGCCACAGUGACUCUUGGCUUGCUGUCACCCCGGACACUGACAGACCCCUGUCUGCCAGCUCUGGGGUCUUCACGGCUACCACGGGGCCCACCCAGGCUGCCUUUGAUGCCAGUGUCUCAGUCCCUUCCCAGGGCAUCCCUCAGGGAGCAUCAGCAACCCCUCAGGCCCCAACAUGGCCCUCUGGGGUCUCAGAAAGCACUGUUUCUCCAGUUGAGGAGAAGGCUGAGGCCUCCCCCACAACAACCGACAGGGGACCAAGACCCCUUUCCACAGUGCUGUCCACAGCCACAGGCAACUUCCUCAACCGCCUGGUCCCUGCUGGGACCUGGAAGCCAGGAACAGUGGGCAACAUCUCCCACGUGGCUGAGGGAGACAAGCCCCAGCACAGAGCCACCAUCUGCUUGAGCAAGGUGGAUAUUGCCUGGAUCAUCCUGGCCAUCAGCGUGCCCAUCUCUUCCUGCUCCGUCCUGUUGACAGUGUGCUGCAUGAGGAGGAAGAAGAAGACGGCCAACCCUGAGAAUAACCUGAGCUACUGGAACAAUGCCAUCACCAUGGACUACUUCAACAGGCAUGCAGUGGAGCUCCCAAGGGAGAUCCAGUCCCUGGAGACCUCAGAGGACCAGCUCUCUGAGCCCCGCUCCCCAGCCAAUGGAGACUAUCGAGACACUGGGAUGGUCCUUGUGAACCCCUUCUGCCAGGAAACACUGUUCGUGGGAACCGAUCAAGUUUCCGAGAUCUAG
Molecule: messenger RNA, 2079 nt
Organism: Arvicola amphibius (Eurasian water vole)
Lineage: Eukaryota; Metazoa; Chordata; Mammalia; Rodentia; Cricetidae
Gene: Tmem108
Product: transmembrane protein 108
Exons: 5
Coding region: 1-2079 (692 amino acids)
Biological process (GO): dendrite extension; postsynaptic density organization; retrograde axonal transport
Cellular component (GO): early endosome; axon; postsynaptic density
Source: RefSeq, a predicted model, not a curated record